GAGCUAUAAAUAUAAAAAAAUAUUUGUUGUCAACUCAAAACAUAAACAUUAAACAAAACAGUAAACAAUGUUCUGCUGUAUUAUGUACAUAGUUAAAACGAAAGAUAUUAAAAUAUUUUAAAUUCAGAAGUAAUAUGUAUCUAAGAAAGAGAACAGUCCUUAAAUAUUUAACAGGCUUAACUCUUGGAUUAGUUUUAUAUUGUGAGUGGUUUAUUUAUAUAGCCCAGCCACUUUUCUGGAACAAGUUAACCUGUGACAACAGCAUUAAAAAUGAUCGGUGCACGAAGAUUUUGUUCAUAUCUGAUCCACAAAUACAAGGUGACAAUGCUGUACCAUCUCCAAUUGGAGAUAUUCUUAAUUGGGAUAGUGACAGAUAUUUGCAAUCAACAUAUAGAGUUGUAAUGAAGCAAUUCAAACCAGACAUAAUUGUAUUUAUGGGAGAUUUAAUGGAUGAAGGUUCAGUUGCCACAAUACAACAGUUUCAUGGAUAUGUCAAAAGGUUAUCAAAUAUAUUUGAUACCAGUUACCCAGUGGUGCAAAUCUGGAUCCCAGGAGACAAUGAUAUUGGAGGGGAAAAUGAAGUUGUAAAGCCGGAUAAAGUUCUGGAGUUCAACAAAGUGUUUUCUCAACCGUCUGUAAUAUCUUACAACAAUAUUUCCUUUUACAAAGUAAAUGCUAUCACACACUCUAUUCCACAGCCAUUAGAUGAAGGUGAUUUAAAUUACAAAAUAGCGAUUUCACACUUUCCUGUGCUCACAAGGACAGCAUAUGCUAAAAAGGUGAUUAAUGCUUUACAGCCAGAUAUAUUCUUCUGUGCACAUGAUCAUGUAUCAAAAUAUGUGCAACACCAACAUGACUUUGUUAAAAGUAGAACACAUUUGCUCCAAUAUAAAGAUCCAGUUUUGGUGUUGCCACUUGAAAAUAAUGAAAGUAUUUAUGAGAUAUACACACCAACAUGUUCAUAUAGAAUGGGAACAUUUAAGAUUGGAUUCGGAGCUGCUGUGAUUGAUAAUGAUCAUCUCAAGUAUACUGUAUUCUGGUCACCAUUGAGGUUUCCCUGUCUAUUUGUUUAUUUACUGUUGUCUAUUAUAGUUUUUGGGUACACUUUGUUUAUCUGUUUUAUGAGAUUAUUUUCAAGGCUUUGCCACCACCUUCCUGACUCUGAGGACACCAAACGUCUAUUGCCACAGGUGUAGUGAGCCAAAUUAUAUUGUCCAUUUCAAAACCAGGGUAUUUAUUGUUGUUAUGUAUGAAAUUUGUACUGAGUCAAAGUGAAUCAUUUUUAGAUAUUACCAAAUGACUUAUUUUAAUAAACUUUUAUUCCUCAA
This is a messenger RNA of Leptidea sinapis, 1328 nucleotides long. RefSeq lists its product as uncharacterized. The transcript has 6 exons. Bases 135 to 1196 code for a protein of 353 amino acids. The record is from RefSeq and is a predicted model, not a curated record. Gene Ontology annotation, cellular component: endoplasmic reticulum. Gene Ontology annotation, molecular function: hydrolase activity. NCBI's taxonomy places the organism in Eukaryota, Metazoa, Arthropoda, Insecta, Lepidoptera, Pieridae. Gene Ontology annotation, biological process: GPI anchor biosynthetic process.